This is a messenger RNA of Megalobrama amblycephala (Wuchang bream), 5315 nucleotides long. RefSeq lists its product as uncharacterized. The transcript is spliced from 7 exons. The record is from RefSeq and is a predicted model, not a curated record. NCBI's taxonomy places the organism in Eukaryota, Metazoa, Chordata, Actinopteri, Cypriniformes, Xenocyprididae. The coding region runs from base 1832 to 2668 and encodes 278 amino acids.
CUUGCUGGAACAUUAUAGCCUUUCCCCAAUACCCACACUUGCGGUCUUUUCACUUGACCACUUGUCUACUUGCAUGACGUAUUUCCUGUAUUUGGCCCAUAUGUUCAAGUAGCCAUGAAGACUGCAAGUGUGUGUAGAACUUUAUUACCUGAUGGGACACACUUAUAGUGUUGCAAAAAAAAAUGCAAGCGUUUACAGAGCUUUUUUGUUUUAAUUAUUAUUUUCAAUACUCUGCAUUUUAAAAUACACUUCUAAAUGUCUGUUCAGUGGUCGCUAUGUAACUAACAGAAGACAAUUUUAAAACUGUGGUGCUUUUUUAAGUGAUAAAAAGCAGUUGCAAAUGAUGUACAAAAUACACAUAGCCUACUUAUCUUUGCAUCAAUAAAAUACCAAAUUAUAAUGUAGGCUAUUAUAUAAUUAAUUUAACUUACAGUGGAAUGUUUUCAUUGACAUCUCACAAUUUCAGGGCAUGUGAGUUCCCGAACAUAAUGCAUGAUGGGAUAUGCUUAGCCUCAAAUACCGCUCAGAAGCGGUAUUCAAGAUAGUGUGGGUUUUGUGUGCAUUAAGGGGACUGCACUUGGGCCUUUUUAAGACAUGAGACAGUCUUGUGCACUUACUUCCUGUUGCAUGCACAAGCUCUCAAGUGGCCAAGACCACAAGUGUGGGUAUUUGGACAAUAUAUCUCUAAAGAACCCUAACAUGUCUUCUAAGUAAUAGAGUAAUUGCUGACUUUCAGAAGUUUCAGAGCGUGUGUACUCAUUUAUGCUGUGCACUGUAUAUUAUUAUUAUUAUUAUUAUUAUUAUUAUUAUUAAACAGACUUGGUCCACACUUAUGUUACCCAACAGCCUAACCCAGAUAUUAGAAAAUAGAUUCACAUUGUGUAAAACUUUUGAUCUAAAAAAAAAAAAAAAAAGAAAAAGAAAAAUUUAUAUUUCCCAACCAAAACCAAUGGAUGCAUAAAAUCGACUUGUGAAUAAAUAAAACUGGAUGCAUCUUUCAUGUAUUUAUAAAACAAAGUAAAAUUAAAUAACAGCCAGUGUUCCAGUGUGGUUUCUUCCUUCAGAUUAGGCACAUAGCUUCAAACAAACACUUCCUGUAGCUAUUUAUGUGUGUUUCACUCUGCUAUGGCUCACUCCAGCUCAGUGGCAGAUGUAGGCUUUUGAGCAUGAAUUGCAUGUUUCAGGCUAGCCACAAUAUUUCAAUGGGGUUUCCAAAACUUAAACUGUCUCAAUCUAUUCUAAGGCAGAUCUGUUUGUUUCAGAUCCUUGUCUCGCUGCACAAGCCAUCUGUGCUUCAACUUCAGUCCAAAGACAGAUAGCUUUACAUUCUCCUGGAGAACUCUGAUACAGAUCAGAUUUAUAGUUCCUUUAAUGAUAGCCAGGCAUCCAGUUCCUGAAGCAGAAAAGCAUCCGCGUUUAACUGCUGGUAUUAAGUGUUUUUAUAAAAUGAAAGUUAAAACUGAAAGGGAAAGAAAUAAGCGUCUAAUCUGAAUGUUCUUUUUUACUGCUGAACAAUACUUCUAUACGCUACAACAAGGCAUUGUAAAAUCUGACUACAUACCAUGUUAAAAAAAAAUGUGCAUAAACUUCUUGUACAGCAUUGUACCUCAGUUUUUUUUUAUUUGUUUUGUUUUCCAAUUAAUUAAAAGCAGAUUAAAAAAUGCCUUAAAUGUAUUUCCAUAAAUCAGUUUUUCAUUUAGAAUCAUCAUUACACAGUAGCUACUUACGUUUUGUGCAUGCAGCAUUUUCAGGAAGUGACAUGCUCAAAUUCUCAGCUCGCUGCACUUGGACUCAGCAUUGUUCAGCUGCAUCUUCAGUGAUCAGAUGAGAGAUGAAGCUGUUUGAACUGUGUUUCUCUGCUGUGUGGAUGUUGUGCUGCUGCUGCUUUCUAGUGUAUGUUAAAGGUCAUAAUGUGUGUCAACAGAAGCUCAUUUCAAGAGUCAAUUUAUCCACAGAACUGCAGUCUGAAAUCACGCUGCCUUGCCUGUUUGAAGCAGCUCUCUUUGGAUCAAACCUGACCAUGAGUUUAGUUGCUGUCUGGGCUCAGAUUAAUACAACAGUUGAAUACAUUGUAGAGAUCAACGUAAAUGGUCUGGAAAGCUUCUGGAAUAACAGAAAUGGUAGAAUUCAAGCAUUUCGUGAUCGCUCUGGCUCUGGAAACUUCUCCAUCCUGAUCAGUAAUGUGCAGUGCUCUGAUCUUGGUCUCUACCACUGUGAACUGUUCAGAGAGACUAACUGUUCUCUGGGCUAUAGACAGAUCAGUCUCAGUCUUGCUGAGUUUUCACAGCUUAACUGGCAGCUCAUAGUUGCAGGAGGAGGAGGAUUUCUGCUUCUCUGUCUGAUCACUGUGUGUGUUUACUACACAUGGACGAAACGACAAACAGUCAAUGCAACAAUCGAGCACGGAUCACGCAAUUGCCAUGAUAGCUAUGGAGAAACAGUUGAUGAAAUAACCUAUGCAUCAGUUACUCAUAAGCCACACAACUGCCAUGACAGUAAAGGAGAAACAGGUGAUGAAAUAACCUAUGCAUCAGUUUCUCAUAAGCCACAUAACUGCCAUGACAGUGAAGUUCAUGUGAAUAGCAAGCCCAUAAAAGGCUCUGCUUCAGAACACGUCAACUCAGAGACCGUCCUUUACGCUUCUGUCAAGAAGAGAGACAAAACAUGAGCAAGUGAGCAGCAAAACAUCCAAAUGAAAGAGAUUUUUUUUGAUAACCCCUACUCUGUAUUCAGAUCUGUAGGUUUUUCUUUGCAUCCCGAGUGCUCUGAGAAGCUGACCAGUCAUGGCACCAAUCCACCAGAGCUUGUACAGUCUAACUUCUGAUCUGUUCUUAAGUGGGAAUUUAUGUAUUGUAUGUCAAUGUUAACACAAAUACUUUUAUGUCUUGUGAUGGUUUUAAAAGUAUUAGAGACACAAAUCAUAUUUUUAACUAUAUUUAAUUUAAAUAACCAAAAUGUAAUAUGUAGAAGACCCUAGAAGUAACAUCAUUUGCACCUUUUCUGCAGCACCAGGGGAACAAAAGUUAAAAAGUAAUCAAACAAAUAUUAAUUUAUGGGCAAAAUAAGUAUGUCAAUAACUAUCUAUAUUUGUGGAAAUAGUCUAAUGUUUGUCAGUUGUGUAAAUCUGCUUUGUUUUUAUAUUUUCUCUUAAUUUGAAAGUCAAUCUCUUGGCUGCGUGAGGCUGUGAAUUGUGACUGAAGUCUGAGGAGGAAGGUGUGAAGGUGUGAAACUGAAUUGAGCUACUUUAUCACCUAAACCACUGAAAUUCUUUGCACAAACAGACAGGACCACAGAUGCAACAGCAGAGCAGGAUAAACAAGACUGUGCAGGAGCCAUAACUGUCAUCCUGAUAAUGAAUCGUGUUACAGAUUACACAAUGUGGGAUGUACAAAAAUACUGAAGGUCACGAUGCUUACAAGAAACCAAAGUGGAAAUUUCAAUUUCCAUGAAGAACUACUUCUAAUUUCUAAAAAAAAAAUUAGAAGUAUUGUUUUGUGUUCUGUUAAGUAGGCUGGGAUACACUACACGACUUUUGCUCAGAUAUUUGCCCCAAUUUGCAGUCUGGACGAAUCGACAAUAGUUGCCAAAAGUCUGCAGAUUCAGCGAGCUUCAGACAAUGAUUAUAUCCAGUCGGAGGAUAUCAAAACAUGUUUGAUAUUUUAAGCCUAUUAUGAAUUUUAAGCCGUUUAGAAGUAGAGCACAUAUCGUGUAUGAAGUGUUGCUACUAAAUACAGUACAAUACAGUAUUCACAUACGCUGACAAGCCAAUGAAAAUCAAUGGAGAAUGGUGGCAAUCGCAUCAGAGCUAAAACCAACCAUGUAAGUAACGUCACUGUACUGUUAGCUUCGUCUUGAGAUAGUUAGCAAACCACUUUCUGAGGUAAAUCUUGAUUCAUUCAUUGUAAUGCUAAUAUUCAUCAUCAUCCAGGACUCGACAACGCUUGUCCGGGAUAAGUAGAUACAUGCCUAAACGCCAAUAGCUGCGAAUGAUUGAUUACAUUAAAUGUAAAGGGCGACUGAUAAUGGAAUAAUAUAUUGACGGUAACAAGGUAGAUAAAACAACUGACUGCCACUCACCUCUAACAUCUGUUGUAAUCUGUGGAGUCCAUACUGACCGCGUUUACCCUCCCAAGGCCGAAUCCAAAUGCACUUGGCUCGUCGUUUUUCAACUAGGCCUACUAGCCUCACGGUCAUCCUCUGCAAAUCUGUAGUGUGUCUCUUAGCACCAAAGCGCAUGUUUCUGUGUGAGUUUGUUGGGGGUAAGUUGUCACACUUUUCACACUGUCUAACAUUUACUGGGCACCAUACAUCACAAUGGUAUAAAUGUCAUACCAAAUGAAAGAAGGAAGUCUAUGGGCACAUAUGUUGUAUUCAUUACAUUUUCAUAUCUUAUCUCAUUAGCCUAUGGAGUUGUAGACUGUUGAACAGAGAAUGUGCACUUGCACCAUCGGCGGGUAAAUCGUCACACUAGAUUAUCUAAAAAUAAGAACGCAACUACUUAAUUGUUAUUAUUGAUUUCAAUUUUUAAAUUCAAACCAGAACUGGAAAUAUAAACAAUCAUGCCUAGAGAAUUUGGAAAAACAAUUAUUUCAAUCCAAACAAUACACAUUUCAUUCAAAACACAUUAAGUGGCCAAACCACUUUACUUUGAACUUUAAACUCAAGCUUUCUCUGGCUUGUACAUAGAUCCAUGAUAACUGAAUGGAAUACUGUGGAAAACUUAACAUGUUUAAUGUCUGAACAUAACUGACUUAACAUGUUGAACCUCUUUUUUGAGCAUGUUCUCUGUGUUUAUUUGUACUGGGGCAAGUUGUCACAUGUGACGACUUGCCCCAAAGUCAUUGAGACAACUUGCCCCAAACUGACAUGUGUGCUAAUGUUGGCUAAAUCUCAAGGUGAGCUCAACAUAGCACGUCAGCUAAAGUAUCAAAAGACACGUUAUUGUCUCCUCUAUGUUGUGCAAAAUAAUAAUUUUUAACAUUCAUAUCUAACAAAGUUGUAUUGCAUAAAAUUUAAAGUGCAAAUUUUUUACUUUUUAAGCCAAAAUAUCAGAAAAUUGUGCUAACCUCAGAUUAGAGAGAUCUUGACCACAUGUGAACAGGAAGUUGACUAUAGAAGAAGAAGUCACACAAAGUGGCUAUUUGAUUUUUGAGAUAGAGCCUCUAGUUUUGGAGUUAUGAAGAGUGUGAUAACUUACCCCGCUCUCCCCUAUGAUCCUCAGUCGCUUAGUGUACGAUGCCCAGUUUUUCUCUGUAACCAUUUAUAAAUUAGCAAGUGUAUGAUGCCUAGUGUAUUAAAAUAUGUUCAGAAUUUAA